Messenger RNA from Rodentolepis nana, 2250 nucleotides. The record is from the annotation of a GenBank genome assembly. NCBI's taxonomy places the organism in Eukaryota, Metazoa, Platyhelminthes, Cestoda, Cyclophyllidea, Hymenolepididae.
AUGAAUUCUCGUUAUAACGACUUAUCUCUCUGUGCUUCUGGUAUAGGAUGUAGGGUAGUUCGAGGACCAGAUUGGAAAUGGGGAAAUCAGGAUGGUGGAAAUGGUCAUGUUGGUUCCCUUCGGCGUUUUGAAGCUCGCGGUGAAGCGGUUGUGUUGUGGGACAGUGGUAUUGUUGCAAAUUAUCGUUGUGGCGCACUUGGUUUUGAUUUGCGAGUUCUCGAUAGCUCUCCAACAGGUAGGCGCCAUUUGGAUACCAUCUGUGAAGGAUGUAACGAGUCUCCAAUCUAUGGCAUUCGGUGGAAAUGUAUGCUCUGUCUUAAUGUUGAUCUCUGCUCUUCUUGCUAUCAUGGCGAUAAGCACUGUCUCAGUCACCCUUUUCUUAGAAUAACUACACCACAUGGAGUCAGAGUUGCCGUAGGCCGACGGUCCAAGGCUCAGAAGACUGAUGCAGUUGGUCUCUUUCCUCGAGCCCGCGUCGUACGGGGUUUUGAUUGGCGCUGGGGAACACAGGAUUGUGCGACUGUCGUUCCAGCGACUAAUGUCAAUUCUGCAGGUUCAGGAACUUCUCUCACCAAUACACUGAUUCCCCAGACAACCACCACAGGCUCCUCUCUCACCAAUGCGGCAACUGAAACUGCCACUCCAUGCCAGGGGCGUAUUGUUGAUCGUAGAGACUGGUUUCAAUGGGCUCCCAAAUCGGCUGUAUCGGUGGCGUGGGAUUCUGGUGCUUAUAAUGUUUAUCGUGUUGGAUAUAUGGGCAUGGUGGAUCUCAAGGCUGUUAGACCAGCUAAAGGAGGUUCAUACUAUGCCGAGCACCUACCACUUCUGGGUGACCUACGCGAUUUGCCCUCCCAGUUGGAAAUGGAAAUCAAUACACCUUCAGCAUCCAUCGCUAUUCCCCAAGUGCCUUCUCAACCGACCGAUAACAUUGUUUGGACAGCUCCACCUCGAAAUCGCAAUCAACACGCUCACACGGAGGCCUAUGAAGACUCCGGCAUUAUUGACUCAGGGGAUCGGAUCCCUUUGACAGAUGCAGAAGGAGGUGCCCGACCCAGCUCGGUUCCGAUCCAACGUCCGCGAGCCAGUGGUGGUGGAACGAAUUCAAAUACCCGAACACUUCUCUCCGAUCUCUUCUGUGCUGGAGGGGGUGGAGGGGCAUCGGCAACUUCGGAGGAUGGAAUUGUACCUUCUGCCGCAAGUUCACCACCUGUUAUUACAUCUAGGCCCUCUACGACAGUUCGAAAUAGGACUCAGUCUGGACUGUCACCCGGAUAUCGUUCGUCUGCUUUGAGACUUAGGCCGGGAGCGGUUAUACAACUUAGAUUGAGAUCGAUGGUGAAUGAAAAUGCUAUUGCAACGGCCACUGCGCCUGGAUCUGAGUAUCUCUCACUGCCGAGUGUGGUUGAACGUGUGGACGAUAGUAAUGGGUCGGUAGUUCUCUUAAUUCCUCAAACAGGCCAACGGUUCACUCUGACGAGUUCAGCUACAGCCAAUUGUCAACACCAGCAGCCAGCUUCAGAACGUAUGGUUUCUCGUCAUGCUUCAGCCAACACCUCCCUUCUCACUCGAAUGCGCCGCCGUGAUUCUUAUGCAAGAGCAGCAGCAGCUGCUGCUGCCACUUCUACUGGUUGCGAAGGUAUUGCAACUGUUGGCGAGACAGGUCUGGUCGAAAAUCAACAGUCUCAGGAAACUUCGACGCAGCCUAGUAAUCAGCAAGAUGGUCAUGAAUCAUCUAUUAGUAGAAGCCUUUUGAAACAAUCUACUAAACAAGUGGCAGAAGAACUGAUGUUCGCUGCAGCAGAGGGAAAUGUUAAGAAAAUCACCUGGCUUAUUAAACAUCGGGAGAUCGACGUGAACACACAUUAUGCGGGAGCUACAGCUCUUCACGUUGCUUGUCAAUCAGGACAUCUCAAUUGUGUGGAUGUUUUACUACAGCACGGAGCAGAUUGUCGUGAACGAGAUGCCGAUGGUAACCAAGCCCUUCACGCUGCAGCUCAAGGUGGUGCACUUCCAGUACUUCGCCGUAUUGCUGCCACAUUGAGCCUUCUCGUAGAGCGCGAGCCCCAGCCAUCGAGUUCAAAUUCAACUGCACCUCAAGAAUUAACACUGCCACCAGACGUAAAUGCCCGAAAUGCUCUUCGACAAACUCCACUGCACCUGGCUACUGUGGGUCGUCAUAUCGAUUGCGCUCGUUCACUACUAGAAGAAUUUAAUGCUCUUCCCAGUUUGCAGGUUAGUUUACCCAUCUGA